Daucus carota subsp. sativus is the source of this 2152-nucleotide messenger RNA. RefSeq lists its product as uncharacterized. Lineage: Eukaryota; Viridiplantae; Streptophyta; Magnoliopsida; Apiales; Apiaceae. The record is from RefSeq and is a predicted model, not a curated record. The transcript is spliced from 3 exons. The coding region runs from base 703 to 1680 and encodes 325 amino acids.
UUUUACAAACUUGUAUAUCUUACUAUGCAUGCAUGCAGUACCAUAAUAAGCCUGUCUAACACCUGCACACCUAUUCACUUAUGUAUGUUUACAAUUAAUAAACCUGCUUCAUAUUUCUACAGCCCACCAUAAUUUUAGGAUAUAUAUUGAAUACACAUUUAUGCAGCUGCUCUCCUUAUCUUUAUUUUUCAACCUUCCAUUUAUUCAAGCCGUGUGUAGCCUACCUUGUUUUAAGGAAUCCAAGCUGGUUCAUGCAUGCAGGUAGUCUUGAUUUUGAGUUUACACAAAGCAAGCUGUUAUAGUUAAUAACAUGGACUAAAUAAAAAUCCUUCAGAGUUGUCCACCGGCUUCGACUUCACUGCUGCGUCUUUUAUUUUUCUGCCUUUCAUGCUACUACAUCUGUUUUCAAGAUUUGCUGAUAUUAUUUACCUUCCAGAGAGUUUGACAUCUAACAGAAGUGAGUUCAGUUUCUGCAGAACCUGGGGAUGGAUUUCACAGAGCACUACAGAUCAUCAGCCCUGGAUCAAGGACUCUUGCUUAUGGAAACGAUGGUUAGUUAGUGGAGAAGUCCUGAUUACAAUCUUGUUUGAUACUUUUUUACCUUGGCUGUUGCACUCAAGGCUGGGACAAUUAAUAUUCUGGAAAGUGGGCACCAAAAGGGCUAACAUGCAUGGGUAAAGUAUAUUAAUUACUUCACGGCAUAUGCUUCAAAAACUAAGGUUUGUUAUUAGAAGGGGGAGGUCGAGCCCAUCCUUGGGUAGGCAUAGGGCAUGGUGGAGUAGCCCAUUGAGACCAUCCAUAAUUUGCAUACGGAUCCCAACCCCAAAAUGGCAUCUGUUGUUGUUGUCCUGGUGGGCUAGCCUUGUUGCCCCUGCCAUUACCUCCCUUGGUAUUUCGGCCACCACCACGACCAUUCUGAAAUUUUCGGCCGUGUUGAGAUUGUUUACGAUUGACUAUGUCUUAUCUCUCGGCUUCACUAAUAGUCGAUGUGACACCUCCUUAUUCAUCUACAAACAGGGGACAGAUAUGGCAUACAUUUUGGUAUAUGUUGAUGACAUUAUACUUACUGCUUCUUCUCAUGCUCUCCGGCAUUAUAUUAUGGCUAGUCUCAGUUCUGAGUUUGCUAUGAAGGAUCUUGGUCCUUUAAAUCAUUUUUUGGGCAUUGCAGUCACUCGCCACAAGGGUGGUUUGUUUCUCUCUCAACGCAAAUAUGCUGAGAAAAUUGUUGAGCGUGCUGGCAUGGCAUCUUGUAAACCAUCAGCUACUCCAGUUGACACAAAAUCAAAAAUUAGUGCCACUUCUGGUACUCCAGUUGAUGAUCCUGCUCGCUAUCGGCGACUUGCAGGGGCGUUACAGUACCUUACCAUUACACGGCCGGACAUUUCUUACGCCGUCCAACAAAUUUGUCUUCACAUGCAUGAUCCAAGGACGGAUCAUAUGUCUGGUCUCAAACGUAUCAUUCGCUAUGUCCAAGGUACUUUAGACCAGGGCUUGCAUUUAUACCCAUCAUCUGUCUCAUCUCUGGUCUCUUACACUGAUGCGGAUUGGGGUGGGUGUCCUGAUACAAGGAGAUCUACAUCUGGUUACUGUGUUUUUCUCGGGGACAACUUAUUAUCUUGGUCCUCAAAGCGACAGCCCACGCUGUCUUUAUCUAGUUUCAGAAUCAUGUUGGCGACGUAAUCUUCUUCUCGAGUUGCAUUGUCCAGUACAGAAGGCAACAUUGGUAUAUUGUGACAAUGUAAGUGCUGUUUAUUUGUCGGGUAAUCCUGUUCAACACCAACGUACAAAGCAUAUAGAGAUGGAUAUUCACUUUGUUCGUGAAAAGGUUGCACGUGGGCAAGUUCGGGUUCUACAUGUUCCAUCCCGGUAUCAAGUAGCCGAUAUCUUUACUAAGAGGUUGCCACGGGUCUUGUUUGAAGAAUUUUGGAACAGUCUCAGCGUCGGCAAACCUCCUGCUUUGACUGCGGGGAGUGUUAGAUAUAGAAUAUAUUUUGUAAAUGAUUAGUUAUUGAUUAGCGUAGAAUUGCCUACAAUCUCUCUAUGUACAUGAUUGUUGGGUAAUUAGUUUCCUGUAAAGUAGGAGACGAUCCUAGUUUUUAGUUAUCUCCUUCAUUGUUCUAGUAGUAUAUAAAUUAUCUUAAGACGUUUUAGA